UGUGGGCGCGGCGCAGCGCGCGGCAGAGGGCCGGGCGCGUGGGGACGCGGGAGUGCGGGGUUUUCCGCGAGCCGCGCGGCGCCGGAGCACGCUGGCCGCCUGAGCUCGGCGCGGAGCCCAGGGCCCAGAGCCGCCGCCACCCGCCCCUGUGCGCGCCCCGCCAUGGAGCCCUCGCACAAAGACGCCGAGACGGCGGCGGCGGCGGCGGCGGUGGCGGCGGCGGACCCCCGCGCCGCGUCCUCGUCCAGCGGGGUGGUGGUGCAGGUCCGCGAGAAGAAGGGCCCCCUGCGCGCCGCCAUCCCCUACAUGCCCUUCCCGGUGGCUGUCAUCUGCCUCUUCCUCAACACCUUCGUGCCGGGAUUGGGCACGUUUGUCUCGGCCUUCGCGGUGCUGUGCGGAGCCCGCACCGACCUCCCGGACAGGCACGUAUGCUGUGUCUUCUGGCUCAACAUCGCAGCGGCCCUCAUCCAGACCCUCACGGCCAUCGUCAUGGUGGGCUGGAUCAUGAGCAUCUUCUGGGGCAUGGACAUGGUCAUCCUCGCCAUUUCCCAAGGCUACAAGGAGCAGGGCAUCCCACAGCAGCUGUGAGUCGAAGGCACUGCCGAGAAUUCCAGGGUGGUCCCAUGAGGGCUGCGCCAGGCUGCAGCGGGCACCAGGACCUCACUUGCUCUUCCGCCAUCUCCCGGGGUUGGAGUGGAAGAGGGGGAUUUAAAAAACAUUAUUUAUUUUGAAAACGCAUCUGCUGUUCUUGGCAGGCUGCGAGGCUGCCAGCCCCUCCCCCUGCUCCAGAAAGACGCAGGCCCCCAGAGCAUCUCAGGUGGGGUGGAGGGUGGGGAGUCGGGGGCGGGAUCACGGACAGCAAGGCUGGGAUGCUCGGCUUGCCCCUGCCCUGCACGUCUCCCUGCCCCCUGCCAGGGUGCCCCAGAGCUGCCAGGCAGGGGCAGGGUUCAGUGGACCCUUCCUCUGGGUCCCCAGCCCCCAUCUGAGUGUUUGGUCUCCCUGGGGCUACGCCAGGGCAGGAGUGAGCCAGGGCAGGAGUGAGCACUCAGCCCGGUGUGGAAAGGUCUGCUGUGCCCUCCGCCAUCCCAGGGCUGCCUGGGGACGGGUCCCCAAAAGUCUUUCCUGGCCCUGUGCUCCCUUACUGCAGCCUACCGUUCACCCACCCCCCUCCUUGCCACUGAAAUCUCUGGGCCUGGGUGUGUUUUGAGCUUUGU
Molecule: messenger RNA, 1214 nt
Organism: Lontra canadensis (Northern American river otter)
Lineage: Eukaryota; Metazoa; Chordata; Mammalia; Carnivora; Mustelidae
Gene: STUM
Product: stum, mechanosensory transduction mediator homolog
Exons: 4
Coding region: 163-588 (141 amino acids)
Source: RefSeq, a predicted model, not a curated record